Scleropages formosus (Asian bonytongue) is the source of this 2629-nucleotide messenger RNA. RefSeq names its product glutamate receptor ionotropic, kainate 1-like. Gene Ontology annotation, biological process: monoatomic ion transport. Gene Ontology annotation, molecular function: signaling receptor activity; ligand-gated monoatomic ion channel activity. The record is from RefSeq and is a predicted model, not a curated record. The transcript is spliced from 15 exons. Lineage: Eukaryota; Metazoa; Chordata; Actinopteri; Osteoglossiformes; Osteoglossidae. Bases 40 to 2607 code for a protein of 855 amino acids. Gene Ontology annotation, cellular component: membrane.
CGGGGAAGAACUAGUGAUCAUCCAUGUUCUGUGUGUACCAUGGAGAAGAGGAAAGGACUGUUCUUUUGGCAGCUUUACUUCAUGGCAGAGUUUUGUCUGAGUUCCCAGCAAGUCCUUAGAAUAGGGGGAAUUUUUGAAACCCUUGAGAAUGAGCCUAUAAGUGUUGAAGAAUUAGCCUUCAAAUUUGCUGUUACCAACAUAAACCGGAACCGAACCUUAAUGCCAAACACCACGCUGACCUAUGAUAUUCAACGGAUAAACCUCUUUGACAGUUUUGAAGCCUCCAGAAGAGCCUGUGACCAGCUGGCCCUGGGCGUGGCGGCGGUAUUCGGCCCCUCCCACAGCUCCUCGGUCAGUGCGGUCCAGUCUAUCUGCAAUGCCCUGGAGGUGCCCCAUAUCCAGACGCGCUGGAAACAUCCUACUGUGGACAACCAGGACACGUUCUACAUCAACCUGUACCCUGAGUACACCUCCAUCAGCCGGGCCAUCCUGGAUAUCGUGCAGUUCUACAGGUGGAAGGCCGUCACUGUGGUCUAUGAGGACAGCACCGGCUUAAUACGUCUUCAGGAGCUGAUCAAAGCCCCAUCCAGAUAUAACAUUAAAGUAAAAAUCCGACAGCUGCCAACGGGGAACAAGGAUGCACGGCCGCUGCUCAAAGAGAUGAAGAAAGGCAAGGAGUUUUAUGUCAUCUUUGACUGCACGCACCAGACAGCUGCUGACAUUCUCAAGCAGAUCUUAUCCAUGGGGAUGAUGACAGAAUAUUAUCAUUUCUUCUUUACUACACUUGACCUGUUUGCUGUCGACAUGCAGCCUUACCAGUACAGUGGAGUCAACCUGACCGGCUUUCGCCUCAUCAAUAUGGAGAACCCUCGUGUGGCCUCUGUGGUGGAGAAAUGGUCCAUGGAGCGUCUCCAGGCUCCUCCCAAACCUGAAACUGGGCUCCUAGAUGGCAUGAUGACGACAGAGGCAGCCCUGAUGUAUGACGCAGUGAACAUGGUAGCCGUGGCCUCACAGCGCUCCACCCAAAUGACUGUUAGCUCUCUGCAGUGCCACAGACACAAGCCCUGGAGAUUUGGACCCCGCUUUAUGAACAUGUUCAAAGAGGCUCAGUUAGACGGGCUGACUGGACGAAUAAUAAUAAACAAAACAGACGGCUUACGGAAAGAGUUUGAUCUAGAUGUCAUCUGUCUCAAGGAAGAUGGCGUGGUAAAGAUUGGAGUCUGGAACUCCAUCACUGGCCUUAACUUCACAGAUAGUGAUGGACACAAGUCCUCAAACAUCACAGACUCUAUGGCGAACAGGACACUCAUUGUCACCACAAUUCUGGAAAAUCCUUAUGUGAUGUAUAAGAAGUCAGACAAGCCACUGUAUGGCAAUGACCGCUUUGAGGGCUAUUGCCUGGAUCUUCUGAAAGAGUUGUCGAACAUACUUGGCUUCUCAUACGAGGUGAAACUGGUGGGUGAUGGGAAGUACGGGGCCCAGAAUGACAAAGGAGAGUGGAAUGGCAUGGUCCGGGAGCUCAUCGACCAUGUUGCCGACCUGGCUGUGGCUCCGCUAACCAUCACAUAUGUCAGGGAGAAGGUGAUCGACUUCUCCAAGCCCUUCAUGACACUGGGCAUCAGUAUCUUGUACCACAAACCCAAUGGCACAAACCCUGGGGUGUUCUCCUUCCUCAACCCUCUAUCCCCUGACAUCUGGAUGUAUGUGUUGCUGGCCUGCCUCGGUGUCAGCUGUGUGCUGUUUGUCAUCGCCAGGUUUACGCCAUAUGAAUGGUACAACCCUCACCCCUGCAACCCGGAUUCAGAUGUAGUGGAGAACAGCUUCACUUUGCUGAAUAGUUUCUGGUUUGGGAUCGGAGCACUUAUGCAGCAAGGGUCUGAGGUUAUGCCCAAAGCGCUCUCAACUCGCAUCAUCGGGGGCAUCUGGUGGUUCUUCACGCUCAUCAUCAUUUCAUCCUACACUGCCAACUUAGCAGCCUUCCUCACAGUCGAGAGGAUGGACGCACCGAUUGAUUCGGCAGAUGAUUUAGCAAAGCAGACUAAAAUUGAGUAUGGAGCCGUGAGGGAUGGCUCUACUAUGACUUUUUUUAAGAAAUCCAAAAUAUCAACAUAUGAAAAGAUGUGGGCCUUCAUGAGCAGCAGGAAGAACACUGCCCUUGUGAAAAACAACCACGAGGGGAUCCAGCGGGUUCUCACCACAGACUAUGCACUCCUCAUGGAGUCCACAAGCAUUGAGUAUAUCAGCCAGAGGAACUGCAACCUCACCCAGAUCGGUGGCUUGAUCGACUCCAAGGGCUAUGGUGUGGGCACUCCUAUUGGGUCCCCUUACAGAGACAAAGUGACCAUCGCUAUCCUGCAGCUGCAAGAGGAGGGAAAGCUGCACAUGAUGAAGGAGAAAUGGUGGCGGGGCAACGGCUGCCCAGAGGAGGACAGCAAGGAGGCCAGUGCCCUUGGGGUGGAGAACAUUGGUGGCAUCUUCAUUGUGCUUGCCGCUGGCCUCGUGCUCUCGGUGUUUGUGGCCAUUGGGGAGUUCAUAUACAAGUCCAGAAAGCACGCGGACCUUGACCAGGUGAGCGAGGCCCAGUGUGAGUGGCACAACAAGUUCUGAUGCCAACCUCGUGGUGUUUGAA